Messenger RNA from Oryzias latipes (Japanese medaka), 1563 nucleotides. It is a transcript of the gene vapal, whose product is annotated as VAMP (vesicle-associated membrane protein)-associated protein A, like. Gene Ontology annotation, molecular function: FFAT motif binding. Gene Ontology annotation, cellular component: endoplasmic reticulum membrane; plasma membrane. Gene Ontology annotation, biological process: neuron projection development. Lineage: Eukaryota; Metazoa; Chordata; Actinopteri; Beloniformes; Adrianichthyidae. The record is from RefSeq and is a predicted model, not a curated record.
AGUCAGUCCGCGGUUGACUCCGAAGUGGCAGGGGAUCCGGGACUUCCACUUGUCAGAUACUCCUCCAGCGUACCCACACCAAGUGCAUCACCACCCGCGCUAAAAUGUCCAAGUUGGAACAGGUUCUCAUCCUCGACCCGCCUUCCGACCUCAAAUUUAAAGGUCCCUUCACAGAUGUAGUAACCACGAACCUCAAACUGAAGAACCCUUCAGACAGAAGAGUGUGCUUCAAGGUGAAGACAACAGCUCCACGUAGGUACUGCGUACGACCAAACAGUGGGGUCAUUGAUCCUGGAGCAACUGUCGUCAUCUCUGUUAUGCUACAACCCUUUGAAUAUGAUCCCAACGAGAAGAGUAAACACAAGUUCAUGGUUCAGACCAUUUUCGCCCCGUCACAUGUUUCCGACAUGGAUUCAUUGUGGAAAGAAUCUAAACCUGAUGACCUCAUGGAUUCCAAGCUGAGAUGCGUCUUUGAGCUGCCUUCUGAAAAUGACAAACUGGUGAAUGCGGUGGAUUCGGUCCCGGUGAAGGCCGAGCCGACCGUGGAGGAUUCGGAGCUGAAGAAGAUGCAGGAGAAGUGCAGGAGGCUUCAAGCAGAGAUCAGCAAGCUGAACGAGGAGAACCGACAAAUAAAGGAAGACGGAGUUAGGAUGAGAAAAAUGCCUCCCCCAGACCACAUGAUGUCAAACUCAACCGCCUUCCUGCCCUCCCUCCUCGUCGUCAUAGCAGCAAUUUUCAUCGGUUUUUUCUUAGGGAAGUUCAUCUUGUAGACCGGGACAUGCAUGUUGGGCGUCCCCCUCCCCCCUCCCCGCCCUCUCUGCAGCUCCAGAUCACACAACAACAAAAAAAGAAGAGCUGGACCAGGUCCUUCUGUUGACUUUGCCAUAUCAUCGGUAGUGUGGCCUCCAGUGAACACGUGUGUACAGCAUCAUUUGAAGGCCUGGCCUUUUUACAAUCACACAGUUUAGUGCGCACAGAGUUAAGACGGGUGACAAAAAUCAACCCCCCCAGUUUUUUUCCCCCCCUCCAGUUUUUUGAUUGCAGUUUUGACACAGAUGUUGUGGUGGGAUACAGACAGAUGUUCGCUCGGGGAGGACUUUAAACGGUGACGGAGAAGCAGUCAAAAGGAUCAGGGUUUCCUUUCUUCCUUCUUUCUUUCUGCUGUUUCUAUAGGAAUUGAAUGGAACUGUAGUCGUCUUUUUAAAUGUUAUUUUAAAGGCUUUUAAACAGAAAAGGACAGAACUUCCAUUUAAAAAGACCUUGCUCCUUGUUGCUGGAUCGCCUCUGAAGUCAAUUUGUUUGUAAUUUCUACUUCUUGUGUUGGAAUGUUGAGGUCCAGCUGAGGAUUUAGGUGCCUCCUUCUUGUAUAUUUGUCCUGUGCUUUUCCUCACACAGAUGCAGGCUUGUUAUUAUUAUUAUUAUUAUUAUUAUUAUUAUUAUUAUUACAAGACAUAUAUUCCUUUUGAGGCAAAUAUUGACUGAAAUGUUUCCAUUCUUAAGGUGAAAAUUCUGUCCCAUGGUAUUAAUCAUUAAUCAAAAUAAAGGUGAAAAUUGUGGUUUUCA